UCUUGUCUUCUUUCAUAUGCAAAUCCACUGCCUGCAGAAGAGGAGUCUCACAGUCCAGUGACAUCACUAACAUGUCUCACCUCUGCCUCGGCCACACAAGAGUCUCAUUACAAUCUUUUUCUACCUUCUGCCCCUGUGUAGCCCGCCCACCAGCCAAUAGGAAUCGGCGAGCCUGGUCUCCAUGGCGACGUUGGAUUCCUUUCAUUAGUACACAGAGCUGCAGAGAGCAGGGAGCUGUAUAUUAUCCCGAGUGAAGGAUUACUUAUUUUGUUGUCUAGCACAGAAGGGUUAAUUAAAAGGCAUCAUGAAUACUGACUUUAUAGUAGUGACAGCUGCAAAAAGUGGAACUUCUGUCAGGCUGAAAGCAAAGAAUACACAGGCAUUACGUGUGGAAAAUAUGCAUCUUGAGAUGCAAAAUCAGGAGAUGGAACAGAAGCUGAAACAACUACUAUCAAGCAUGAGCAGGGAGAAAGAAGAACGAGAGAGAUCAAAAGGCUAUCAUUGGAAGUCUGGCCAAGCUGGAAACCAAAGUCAGGAUAAAGAGAAUAUGAUAAAGGUUUCCUCUGGAAGAAUAAAACUGAAAAUCCUAAAAGAUUCAAUGCCAGAGCCUGAGAUGCAGAAGGUAGACUCUAAAAUGGCUAAUGUUAUGGGCCCUGAUAGGCCUAAAGUGAAAGGCAAAGCCUGUGGACAAUGUGAAUCAAAAAGUGCAUUACUGAUGUGCCUGGAGUGCGGAGAAGAUUAUUGUUCUGCCUGUUAUGCUAAAAUCCAUCAAAAGGGGGCAUUAAAACUACACAGAACCAGGCCUAUUCAGAUUAGAACUCAGAGAGAAGUUUCACAGCAAAGUAAGGAAAGGAUAUCUGAUGAGCCAAAAGACUUUGAUAAAGAUAAGCCAACCAGUGGUGGCAACACAGUGUCUACUGGUUUCACUGCUUUUAAUGAGAAGCAAGAAGUAAAGAAUCAGAUUCCCAAAGUUGCAAUAAAUAGGCAUGCUUCUGGUGGCAAGGAAUCAUUGCUUCAUGGAACUUUUAAUGAGGAAGAAUCUGCUAAGUCAUUUAAUGAUGUCCUGCUGGAAUGGAGGAGGGGAGUGCAGGAGAACCAAAAGAAGCAAUGUUCCCUAAAAGCAGCAACAGAUUGUACUGGAAAUUCGGAAUCACAGACUGUUAUGACAGUGAUCACAAAGCCAUUUGAAGUGGAGUUUGCAGAAAACAGCCUUACCUAUAUGGAGAAACUGAUGCUUAAAAAACACAGAAGAACUCCAAUGAAUCGUGCAGGCAGCCAGCAGCAAGAUAAAUGUGAAUGUUUCCCGACCUCUGCAUUAGAGCAUGAACUGAAUGAGAGCGAUUGCCUGACAGCUGAAGAAAUGGAAGACCAUGAGCAUUGUGUUGCUUUGUUCAAGCCGGAGAUACAUGUAAAGAAUGAUGUGAGCUAUAACCCUGCUUUGAAGAUUGUGGAAUUAGAUAAGACUCCAGAUGCAGAGCUUGAAGAAUCUACAGCUUGUUUGGUUUUUGAGGAUGACUAUGAAUUAAAUAGCCAACAAAGUUUCACAGAUAAAGAAAUUCAAAACAGUCAAUCUGUUGCAAAGAUGUCAAGAACGUCACCCAUUCAAGCAGGAGCAAAGAGGCCAAAAACUCCAUUGCAAUCAACAUUCUCCAUUAAAGGAGACAAGGCGUUAAGGGCGUAUUCUGCUUCCCUACACAAAGAAAUGACACAAGAUCAUCUGCUUACAGCCCCAGAGCUUAAGGACAGCAAAUCAAUGGAAUACAAAAGCUUUAAUGAGAACCAGAGUUUGGAUUCAGCCUCAGCUGGAAAUGUGUCCAAGGACCUCAGAAGCAUUGCUCUCAGGGAGAAAUGUGUGGUAACUGACUAUCAAGGCCUUAAUGGAUUUCUUGUGCUGGAUGUUGACACAAAGGGAGUGAAACUAGACCACAGGUCACCACAAUCUCCUGACCCCAAAACUUCAGAUGAAAAGAUCACCUGUAUAGGUAGUAACCACUGGAGACCCGCCAGCAGCUUAAGCAUGUGUGCAGAUGAGGCUGUUGUUCAAGACAUUUUAGAGAAAGCACAGUUUCAAUGUAACAAACGUUUCACAGAGAAAGGUUUUAGUCCUAGGCAAUCCAAUUCUAAAAUGAAGCUGAAACCAGUGACAGGUAGUCAUUCUGUAAGAGCUUAUUCAGCAAACUCUAACUCUAUAAGCAGGACAUCAAAAUCAAAUAAUACUCCACGGCCAAGCUCUGCAGCAGCAAGACCAAUAUCAAGAGCAGCAAGUGAGAUUUCAGAAAUAGAAUAUAUUGACUUGACAGAUAAAGAUGACCCACUCUUGGAACGUGCAGAGGAACAAAAGGUUCUUGCUGUCUUGAAAAAAGAAUUGGAUGUCUUACAAAUUGAUUCAGGCAUGAAUGAAUCCUGGCAUCAAGGAAAUUCUCACAGUUCAUUACAAUUCAGCCCACCAGGCGAAAGUUUAACCCAUUUCAGUGAAACCUAUCAAACCAACCAUAGCAUGCCCGUGCGUACAAAAGGAUCCCUGGAAAGUCAUGAUGAAGAAAGUUAUUCAGAUGGUGGUGAUGAUGAUGCUCUGCAGGAUAGGCUUAAUGUGCUGUCACUUCAAUAGAAUUUAGUUCCAAAGCCCUCAGAAGAAUUGAAAGUCCUGUUGAUUUUUCCAUUUUCUAUUGAUUUCAUACUGUUUCUUAAUUUCUCAUGUGAAUCAGUUGCUUUUAAAGACUUACAUGUAUGAAAAUGUAUUUAGGUAUUUAUGAAAUUAUUCACUCUGCUGUGAAAUUAUUAUUUUUAUGGGGUUUGUUCUCAGCAUUUCAUUUAAUGUUGCUAAUAAUAUUUUUUCAGUUUCUCAUUCA
This is a messenger RNA of Xenopus laevis (African clawed frog), 2849 nucleotides long. It is a transcript of the gene zbbx.L, whose product is annotated as zinc finger, B-box domain containing L homeolog. Gene Ontology annotation, molecular function: zinc ion binding. The coding region runs from base 305 to 2608 and encodes 767 amino acids. The record is from RefSeq and is a predicted model, not a curated record. Lineage: Eukaryota; Metazoa; Chordata; Amphibia; Anura; Pipidae. The transcript has 20 exons.